Molecule: messenger RNA, 2713 nt
Organism: Glycine soja
Lineage: Eukaryota; Viridiplantae; Streptophyta; Magnoliopsida; Fabales; Fabaceae
Product: protein FAR1-RELATED SEQUENCE 11-like
Exons: 3
Coding region: 2-2248 (748 amino acids)
Biological process (GO): regulation of DNA-templated transcription
Molecular function (GO): zinc ion binding
Source: RefSeq, a predicted model, not a curated record
AAUGGGGGAAGGUAGUACUAGUACUAGAGAUAUGAGCACCGAUAAAAUAAAUGUUGAUUUAAAUGAAUAUCCAAUUGAAGAUAUUUCUUUAGAGAAUGGUUAUUCAGGAACAGUUAGUGAACAUUUUGAUCAUGAUAUUGUGGCAAAUGAUGUAUUAGAAGUUGAGGAAAUUGAAACUUAUGAGAAAGAAAAUAUUGUGUCUUCUAGUCAGAAUAUUGAGAUAAAUGAAUUUGCAGAAGAAGUUGAUAGAGAUGAAACUUAUAAUGAGACAAAUAUUGUUCCUUUUGUUGGUCAAAUUUUUCUUAGCGAGGAAGAAGCAUUUGCAUUUUAUAAGAGGUAUGCAUAUCAGCAUGGGUUCUCUGUUCGAAAAGGUAGAUUCAUCAAACGAAAUGGAAUUAUGAGGAGGCGUGAUUUUUUUUGCCAUCGUGAAGGUAGAAGCUCGUUGAAAAUCAUAGAACCAUUAAAAGAACAGAGAAACAGAGAAUCAACAAGGUGUGAAUGUAAAGCUUAUUUAAGAAUUUCAUUGCAGAAGUCUCAUGAUAUAUUUCCAAGUGAGUGGCGAGUUACAAAGUUUGUUGUUGAACAUAACCAUGUUUUGCUAACCCAAUCAGAAGUGCGUUUUUUACCGGCUAACCGAACUAUCUCUGAAGAUGAUAUUGAACGCAUUUUCUUGUUAAAAGAAGGGGGGCUUUCAGUUAGACAAUUGAUGCGUGUCAUAGAAUUAGAGAAAAAUGUGAAGCAUGGUUAUCUUCCAUUUAUUGAAAGGGACAUUCGUAAUCUUUUUGUGAAAACCAAGAAAAAAUUUGAAAGAAAUGAUGCCAAAGAUCUUCUCAAGUACUGUGAGGAUGCAAAAAAGAGUUGCUCUAAAUUUCAUUAUGCAUAUACACUUGAUGAAGAGAGAAGGUUAGAGCAUAUUUUUUGGUCUCCUGCUUCUUGCUCUGAUUGGUACCAAAAAUAUGGUGAUGUUGUUGUGUUUGAUACUACAUACAAGGUCAAUUCUUAUGAAAUGCCAUUUGGGAUUUUUGUGGGUAUGAAUAGUCAUGGGAAGACUGUACUUUUUGGUUGUGCACUCUUACGAAAUGAAACAAUAUCUGCAUUUCGUUGGUUAAUGAAGACUUUUAUAUCUUUGAUGAAGAAGCCACCAAAGACUAUACUAACGGAUCAAGAUCCAUGGAUGAAAGAAGCAAUUUCAAAAGACUUGCCAUCAACAAAACAUAGUUUUUGCAUAUGGCACAUCACUUUUAAGUUUAGUAGUUGGUUUAAUGCUAUACUUCGGGACAAAUAUUCAAAAUGGUGUUCUGAUUUUUACGAGUUGUAUAAAUUGGAGACAUGUGAAGAAUUUGAGCAUCAAUGGCCAAAAGUUGUUGCUAAGUAUAACUUGCAGUCAAAUAAACAUGUGAAAGGAUUGUAUGAAAUCAGGAAUUACUGGGCACUCGCUUAUCUUCGUGACCAUUUCUUUGGUGGGAUGACAACUACCGGAAGAUCAGAGAGUAUUAAUGCAUUUAUUAAAAGAUUUAUAAAUUCUCACACAAGUUUAAGUGACUUUACAAAGCAGGUUGAUGUAGCGAUUGAUGAUAUUAAGCAAAAAGAAGACCAUGACAUAAUGUUAGAAAAGUGCAAAAGAAUUAACUUGAAGCUUAUGUCACCCUUGCAAGAGCAAGCUCAUGGUGUUCUUACAAGAUUUGCUUUUCAGAAGUUUCAAGAGGAGUUUGAAAGGUCCACCCAAUAUUCAAUUCAUCAUGAAAAUGGUAAUGAAUUUGUGUUGCGGUAUUAUAAAGAUGCUAAUAGUAGAAAACACAUGGUCUUUUGGGAUGGUAAAAUAGCUACAUGUAGUUGCAAGUAUUUUGAGUUUUGGGGUAUAUUAUGUCGUCACAUUCUCAGUAUUUUUCUUCAUAAAGAUUGUCAUGAAAUCCCUUCUAACUACUUGCCGUCACGAUGGCGGCUUCAAACAUCACAUGACGAUGAUGAAGUAGAUCCCCAACAAGUCAAUGUUGUCUUUGAGGAACAAGUCGAUGUUGUUCACUGUCCUCCACCUUCCAAAACAAAAGGUCGUCCCAAACGAAGACGUCUUAAAGGUGGAAAAGAGCUAUCACAUAACAUGAAUACUUGUGGAUUGUGCAAAGAUGUAGGACAUAAUAUUGUUACAUGUCCUCUAAAAGAAAAUACUCAAUUUUCUGGUCACACAAACAAGAAGAAAAAAAUUUGUAAAGAUGCAAAUUUAAAUCCAAUUCUUCUUCCAAAAGUUUAGGUACAUAUUUUUUCAUUUCAUUUAUUAAAUUCUUUAGAUUUCUAGUUUAAUAUACUUUUGUAGGAUUAUGUAUAUCCGAUAAUUAAUAAUAUUUUGUUUGUUUCUACCCUUUGUUUCUAACAGGAAUAUGUUGGCAAUGUAGCAUGUGGAAUGAUACUUCAGAGUUUAGAAAAGAAAGCUGAUGUUGGCAUAGGCAUGAAGGCCCUGGAUCUAUUUUUUAUGAGUUUUUUAUUUUAAUUAAACAUUUGAACCUCUUUUUGGAUAUUUUUUGUAUUGGAAUGGUAUUAUUUCAUUUGAAUUGCUAAUAUAUUUUGAAUUAGUUUUUAUUAUUUAUUUAAAUUAAAAAAUUCCAGCAAUGUUAAUGAAGGGAUGAAAAAAUACUUUUAUUUUGCAAAAGAUGCUACGCAGGUGCUUCAUACUCAGUAAAGAGACAAAAAAGUCAGAAAAAAAGAAACUCUUCAGUUU